UUUCCACCUAACGACUUCAAAUUAAAACACAUUAAAAAAGUCCACAAUUUCUAAAGAAAAAAGUGAAAGAAGAGAGAAAAAAAGCCACAGAGAGCUUAGAGUCUUUCAAUAUAUAUAAGCUCACACUAGCUCUCAAUAAACCCACUAUAUCUAAUUGUCCCUUCUCUUCUCUCUAUCACACUAUACUUCACACAUCAUGGCUCUCUCCAUUAGAACCUCCCUCUUCUUCUUCUUCACUACACUUGUUCUUCUCUCCACUCAAAUCCAUGCAAGAGACAGCUAUUUCUUUGGAAAAUUCCAUAGAGAAUCCCCUAAAGAUCAAAACCCUAACAGUUUCAUCCCUCUCGAGACUAGCGAGAAAACCACCGUAGAAGAAUCCGUCCCCAACAAGAAAGAGCAAGAACAAGAUCCUACCUUUGUCCCCGAGUCUGAAAACGGCUAUGGCUUGUAUGGUCACGAGACCACCUACAAUAACAACAACGACAACAAAGAAGAGUUCAACAAUAACAACAAGUACGAUGAAAAAGUCAACAGCAAGACUUUCUCCACUCCAAGCCUGAGCGAGACCGAGGAGUCUUUCAACAACUACGACGAAAAGUACCCGAAGACAACAGAGACCUACGGCACUAACGGUUACAACAAUGAAGAGUUCAAUAACAACAACAACAACAAGUACGAUGCAAACUUCAAGGAAGAGUUCAACAACAACAAGUACGAUGAGAAUUACGCCAAGGAAGAGUUCAACAACAACAACAACUACAAGUACGAUGCAAACGUCAAGGAAGAGUCUUUCCCCGAGAAUAAUGAAGACAACAAGAGAAACGUCUACAACUCUAACGCUUACGGGACAGAGCUAGAACGUGAAACACCGUACAAAGGUUACAGCCACAACUUGGAGAGACAAGGCAUGAGUGACACAAGGUUCAUGGAGAAAGGUAGCUACUACUACGACCUUUACAACGACAGAAACCACGGCCAUUACUACCGAAAGUCUCACAGCAAAAGCCCCGCUGGUUAUUAUUCAUCCCCCGCAACCGAGACUAACUACGAGCAGCAAUCGUAUUCGUACGGAAACAACAACGAGGAGAACAGUUUUAAGGAUCCGUACAACUCCAAGUGGGAGAAGAACUUGAUGAAUGAACAGCCUGAAGAGUUUGUUGAGGAGCAAGGCACUAAUAAGUUCAACCCUUGAUGAAGAUUGUUAUUUGAUUUCCUCUCAAGACUACUACACUCUUAAAAGCACUUUCUUUCUUUAUUUCAACUAAGUUAUAUUACUUAUUGUUUAGUCAAACUAUAUCGUUGUUAUCAUUGCAACAAAUUAAAAGUGAAAACAAAAACAAAAAAAAAGAGAAAGGGAUUUGUGUUUUUUAGUUGAGGUGGGUUUGCUUUUUUAUGGGUUUUUGAACUUUGAUGUUUGCAUUUGCAUAUAUUAUUCGGUGAAAAGAAAGAUAGUUUAUAUAUAUGGUGCUACUUUAUGUUA
Arabidopsis lyrata subsp. lyrata is the source of this 1480-nucleotide messenger RNA. RefSeq names its product homeobox protein 2. The record is from RefSeq and is a predicted model, not a curated record. Lineage: Eukaryota; Viridiplantae; Streptophyta; Magnoliopsida; Brassicales; Brassicaceae. The coding region runs from base 197 to 1192 and encodes 331 amino acids. The transcript has a single exon.